AUUCGAAGAACACUUGACGCUCAAAUGGCCAAGAUAGAGGCUAUAAAGGGAGCUUGGAAGCCGAAAUCAACUUUAUCAUGCUGACUAUUCACAUGCUGAUUAUUUUUCGGAAAGGAAAUUUAAAAAAAGGAACGUUAAACGGUUAAAGUAAACACAGGCGUGAGUAGCUCACAGAACGUGAUCUAAGCUUGGACCAAUGCAAAAAUAUGUUCCACCAUGUUCCAAAAUUAGCACGGAUGCUGCGAUUUUAUUUCAGACUUCUACAAUUUUAAGCAGUUCUGUUUUGUUGGCCAAUCACGCCAGACCAACAUUUUCUUUAACGGUGCUUCUAUAUACAAAAAUUGUUUUGAAAUUUAAAAGAAUACAAGCUGACUGGGACUGAAAUGUCCAGAAGUACUAGUAGCAAUGGUGCUGACACGUACACGAAAAAGUUGUACUUUGAUCCUAAAGCGGACGAGCCGAAGGGAGACGGCUAUUGGAUAACAGAUGAAGAACUACGUGACAAACUUUCGAAUCUGGUGGACGUGUCGGAGAAUAUUGACGAAGUGAUGCAUUACAGCAAUCCGCUUUACUCGUGGCAAGUGUCCAACGCUAUGUUCCAUCACGCUUUCAUCGUAUUCCAAACGGAGAAUUGGUGGUGGUCCAUCGAGAAAAACAACGAAGGCGUCACAAUCCAGCGCUCCAAAAAGCUGGAAAGUGUUCGUGAUAUGUACAGGAGGGUGAAGCGUACAACGGGGAUAACUUCCUUGACAGACAUAAUUUUGGUAAAGAAAUCCAGCGGAUGCACGAAAAUAAAGGAGCUCAUCAAUUACCUCUGGAGGAAAGAUUACUUGAAUCAAGAAUACGGUGUUCUUUCCUACAACUGCCAGCACUUUGCCGAUUUAAUUUUCAAGCGGAUAGCGGAGUCGAAAAAUUUACAGUUGGAUGUUUACUUUGACUCGGCAGCUGAUCAACCAUCGGGAACAAGUGGGGCGGGAUUCAUCACUGUCGACGAACUUCUCAGCCGCGUUCAUGAUUUGAGCUCUCCUGAUGAGAUUCUAGUUAAAAUUGAAAUUUACAAGGCACCAAUAAACUCUUGGCAGAUGAUGGAUAUUUUAAUGUAUCACCUUUUCAUAGUUUUCCAAACGAAUGAGGGCACAUACUGGUCUAUUGAGCGGUGGCCAACUCGUUUUACGAUGCAGCGAGCUAAAAAUAAAGUUGUUCUAGUGAGUGAGUGCGAACGAAACACUCGGCCAGGAAACUGGUUUACUCCGGUUAGGAUAUACCAAUCGGCACAUGCCAAAAGGAUGCCGCUGAGUGCAGUCAUGGACUUUAUUUGGAAAAAGGAUAAAUUAAAUGAUGUUUACGACCCCAUAAGUAACAACAGCAAACAUUUUGCUACAAGUGUUUAUAAUCAGUUUCAAGACGGAUCCCGAAUUAAGUAAAACUAUAUUUAAUCAUAUUUAAGUGUGACGAUGUAUAUUAAUACCGCGUUCAGAAUGAAAAAUACAACAAACCACAAGAUAUCUGGGUUACGCUCUAAUGUAGCAUAUAACCCUCAAUUGAAUUGAAGAAAAUAAUCUCUUCGUUCUUUCAAUAUAAGGUUCGCUUCUCCGCUGUCUCCUUCAGAAUUGUUUGGCGUCUUUGAAGCAUACGGUAUAACACCCGCAUAACACUUAUAUUUAUAUAACUAUACGUUUAUUAUUCAACAUUGCAGAUACAGUACAUCAUGCGCUGUUAAAUUAUUGAUGGGACAAGACGAAAUUUCUUGACAUUAAAAUCCCUUAAAAUCAAAAUUCGUUUUUUUUUCUUAUAGCCAAAAAGUUAGGCUAUAAUUUCGUUCAAUGAGUCUAUCAUACAGGGCUAAUCGCCCAAUCCAUAAUUUUGGUGAUGGGAAUUGGGAACUCGGUUGGAAAGGCAAAGGAAUAUUCACCAAAUUACAAUUUCUGACAGAACAUUUUAAUAUUCCACAUUUUCCUGUAAUUUAAGCAACACAGAACCCGGACAGAAACCAUUCACAGCGGAUAUACGUAUGCUUGUAUAUAGCUGCAUAUGUGAAUCUAUUUCCGUACAGAGCUAUAAGUGUAUCAUACCUAUGAUGUUCGUCUUGUAGGGCGGGUUUCCCGAGUGCUAUGGGUAAAAUAUGAGAUUCGCGUAAAACUUAUUUUUACACAAUUUUUGGCCUUGAAAUUCUAUACCUCGUCAAUGACCGACAAGUUGCAACUUUUUACCAUUAUACGCUUCUCCGGGCUUUCCUUGUAUAUUUGAUCGGACAGCACAGAACUAUUAGGGUAUAUUAAAAGUAGCCUACUUUUGUCUAUAGUAAUCAGUAGGUGUAUUUUAUUGGCAUUUCCAUCAAUCAAACAAAUACAUAUUUGGCUGUUAUGGAUAUUGGGUCGACAUGUUUGCGUUUCAAUGGAUCAGAGACAAUUAACUGUUUUAGAGACAUACUUUGCUUAAUUGCGAUGCAUACAUUGUUAAUAUUUCUAUGGUUACCUGAGCCUAACACAAGCAGUUAGGGUACCGGUGCGCUGUUUGUUUCCAUUCCUUCAUUCCAGCAAUCAUUCUUACUAGUCAAUAUGGGCAUCUUCUUUAUUAAACCAGCCGUGCUCUCCAUUAUGGUUUUAGUAGUGCGUUAACAGGUACGACUUCUUCGCGAGAGACUUACUGCAAUAUCGCAAGCCGCGGAUUAUAUCAACGCAACGCUCAACGCGUCAAACGCUGGCCGAAAAAAUAGCAGUAAUUUUAGUUUCAAUUUAACGUGUAUUAAUACGGAUGGAAACCUUCAAUUCAUCAAAUAUUUUUAGGCAAUGGCGUACGUUUCUAAUUCAAAUUGACGAAGAUCUCGUUCAAUUUUCAGCUGCUGGACUGUUUAAAGUUGUGAUACACCUUGUUCCGACUGUAAGUUUUUUUUUGCAUUUAUUUUAAGUGUUGAUGAUAUUUAUUUUUCUUUCAUCAUAAUUUCGAAUUUGAUUAAAGUUGGCAGGUGCUACAGUGACGUACAUAAUCAUCCUCCUUCAAACUAAUUCAGACAAGAAAACAAAACAAAAACAAGUUUAUUAAAUAUCGAUGAAGGACGAGCGGUUAUAAUGUAUUUCGGCUCAUUUCCAUCACACCCGAAUUUCCAAUUGGAGCAUAUUCAAAUGUUUUCCAAAAUUUUGGCUUGCUAAGAUGCGUCCUUACAUAAAUACGCAUUAAAUUUUUUCAUUUCUGCUGGUUGUUGGCGACGAAAUCAGUGAAAGUAUUUCUUUAAAUUUGACCAUGGUUCUCGAGACCACUCGAGACUAAUUUAAAUGCGCUUAUUCCAUAUUGAGGAUCGCCAAGGUGCGCAGCAAACUAACGAGAUGGAAUCAGUUGCGAAAUCAUUGAUUGCGCAAUGAGCGCGACGAAAGACGGGCGAAGAUGAUGAAGGUAGUUCUUUUCAAGGAAGUAAAUUCAGACCAACGCCCUGAUUGCUAACGUAUAUAUAAGCCUGCAAUCAAUUGCAGAAUUGUGUGUUGUGCUAACCAAGUUUCCAUUCUUAACACAAACAAUAUGCGUUUCCUCGUCGUUUUCACUUUGCUUAUUGUCGCCUCCGCAUCGGCAGCACCCGCUUCCGCUGGUAGUCUGACUCAUUUACUGGGAAUGGAAUCCGCCUACAAACCUCUUCAAGUUGCAUACCGGUGGUACGACUUCACCAAUCCUAGAUCGCCUCUCCGAUUCUUUCAUUCUGCGGAAUCCGCGGAAUCACGGGAACUGUACUUCGACGGACAAAAGCUGAUAACAAAAGAAGAGAAAAUGAAGUACGUCCUUGCCCUCCUUCACGGCCUUCGUCCCAAUCCGAUUUUCUAGGCUACUCCGGCACGCCCAGCAUAACCUUAUUCUCAUAAAAGUGAAUAAGGCUUGGAAUAAGGUUAAUAAGCAAAUCAGAACAGCCUCUUUGUUCCCAUCUCAGAUCCAUUUCCCGUUUCUGUGUGUUAAUGCAGAGCUGUCAAAUGAUGGAAACCAUUCAUGUCUUAUUGUCUUGAAAUGAAAAUAAAAAUCCCAUUUACAUCA
Molecule: messenger RNA, 4014 nt
Organism: Daphnia pulicaria
Lineage: Eukaryota; Metazoa; Arthropoda; Branchiopoda; Diplostraca; Daphniidae
Exons: 2
Coding region: 384-1424 (346 amino acids)
Source: RefSeq, a predicted model, not a curated record